Molecule: messenger RNA, 2043 nt
Organism: Bathycoccus prasinos
Lineage: Eukaryota; Viridiplantae; Chlorophyta; Mamiellophyceae; Mamiellales; Bathycoccaceae
Exons: 1
Coding region: 1-2043 (680 amino acids)
Biological process (GO): proteolysis; peptide metabolic process
Molecular function (GO): metalloendopeptidase activity
Source: RefSeq, a predicted model, not a curated record
AUGACGACGAAUACUCUCCCAAAGUUUCCCUCGACGGUGGACACGAACGACAUCGAACACAUCGAGAAAGACAUCGUCUCGACCUAUUUCUACGCCAUCGAACGCAUCGAAAGCGUCCCAUCUGACGCGAGGAGUUGGUCGAACACUUUUGCCGCGUUCUCUCGAGCGAUCGGGAAAGCGAGCGAGUGCAGCGCGUUGGUGACGUUACCGGGCAUGACGCACGAGAAUGCUGAAGUUCGGAAAGCAUCGAACAAAGCGAAAGACAGAUUGAAAAGCGAACUGUUCGACGCGACGUUUUCGAGAGCAACGCUGUUGGACGUUUUCGAAGACGUUUUUACGAAGAGUUUUACCACCACGAGCGAGGAGGACUUCAACAAAGAGGACUUCAAGUUUGCGAGGAAAGUCAUGGACGAGUUCACACGGAAAGGCACCGGGAACAAGAACCGAGAGAAGAUCAGCGAGAACAUGGCCAAGAUUGAAAGUUUGUGCUCUUCGUUUAGCUCGAACAUUAACGAGGACCAGACGUUUGUUUUAUUCGCGGAGAGCGAGUUAACCGGGGUGCCGGAUUUAAAACAAUAUAAAUUAGACGAAGCGUCCGGGAAGUUGAAGGUGUCGCUGAAAGCGCCGGACGUGAUGCCGAUAAUGCAAUUCUGCGAUAAUCCAAAGAGUCGCGAAAAGUUAGCCAGAGCGAAAGCGACGCAGUGUCAAGAAGAAAACACGGAUUUGUUUUUGCAGACGGUAAAGUUACGCCACGAAACGGCACAGUUGCUCGGUUUUAGAGAUCACGCGUCGUACGUGCUCGAACCGAAAAUGGCGCAAACUCCGGAGAAAGCGAUGGCAUUUUUGAGAGAUAUUUUAGAUCGAUCGAAAACCCGCUUGAAGAAAGACUUGGAGAUGUUACUCGAAUUGAAACGCCAAGAAGAAGGCGAAGCGUGCACGAAGAUCGAACCGUGGGAUAUUUCGUAUUACGCUCGCGCACACAAAGCGACGUUAGGUGUUGAUGAAGGCAAAUUACGCGAAUAUUUCCCGUUGGAACACACCCGCGACGCGAUUUUAUCGACCUACGAAAAGCUGUUAAAUGUGACGUUCGAAAAGCAAACGCACGCUCAAGUUUGGCACGAAGAAGUCGAGUGUUACGCGGUUUACGCGAACGAAGAUACAUCAAAAGCGGCUGGAUACUUCUAUCUGGACUUAUUUCCUCGAGAAGGAAAGUAUUCGCACCAGUGCGUCUACCCGCUUCGACCGUCUUUCUUGAGCGACGACGAGGCCGAAGUGCCUCCCGCGUGCGUCAAUAUCGGCAACUUGUCCCGCUCGACGGAUCCUUCCAAACCAAGUUUGCUGAGGUUUCGCGAGGUGGAAACGUUUUUCCACGAAUUUGGACACGUCAUGCACUGCGUGUUGACGAAAUCUAAACACUCCAUGCAAGCUUGGGCGUGGUCCGCCGUCCCGUGGCCUGGAGGAGUCGAACAAGAUUUCUUAGAGGUACCGUCGAUGAUGUUAGAAAACUUUGUCUGGCGCAAAGAAGUCUUGGGUACGUUAUCGAAACACUAUGAAAGCAACCGGGCGUUACCGGAAGAUGAAAUCGAAAAGCUUUCGAAAUCGCGAUUCGCCAUGGAUGGGUACAAUCGGUGUCGAUUUAUUUCGAUGGCCAUGUACGAUUUACUCGUCCACAGCUCGGAAGGACCUUUGUACGAAUACAACGGACGCCAAGAUCUCGACGCGAAAGAGUUAUACAACGAAAUGACGAAAGAUAUGAGCGGUAUUGAUUACAUCGAACACGCGUUCCCAGUAGCCUCUUGGUUUCACCCGAUGAUGGGGUACGACGCGGGCUAUUUCGGAUAUCUGUGGUCGGAGGCGUUCGCGGCGGAUUUGUUCGCCGAGUUUGAAAACUCAAAAGUAGGUAUUUUAGAUGAAUCUUUAGGAAAGAAGUAUAGAGAGUGCAUCUUAUCGCCGUGCGCGACUAUCGCUGGCGAUUCUAUGCUUGAAAACUUUUUAGGACGCAAACCGAGCUUAGACGCUUUUGUUCGUAGAAUGAAUGACUGA